Messenger RNA from Armigeres subalbatus, 2186 nucleotides. RefSeq lists its product as uncharacterized. The coding region runs from base 1 to 2121 and encodes 706 amino acids. The transcript has a single exon. NCBI's taxonomy places the organism in Eukaryota, Metazoa, Arthropoda, Insecta, Diptera, Culicidae. The record is from RefSeq and is a predicted model, not a curated record.
AUGUGUAAUUUUGUUCUAUUAUUUUCAGACGCCAUCCCCGCCAUCUACCUCGGGGCGUGUGGCCUCGGUUUGACGCUGAUUCCGGGCCUCAGUUUUUGCCACAUCCGUGCCCCUGGACGCUGGCGUGCGCUCUACAUGGGCUCGUGCUACUUCUGGUUCCUGGCGGGAAUCGGUGCCACCUCGACAAUCUUCCUGAACGAUAGUUCCGUGUGGUUUCCCAGCUUAACCACGGUGAACGAAACGAUACACACAAACUUUUCGAUUUGCUUGAUGACGGUGGCCAUUUUCACGGUCAUGUUGGUAGCGAUCAUUGAAAUGUUACAGCGGGAGGGAAUCGUCGACUACAAGAAACCGUUGGACUUCGACACGGAUAUUGCCCACGAAAGUGGGAAGCUGAUGGGACGAAACGAGGGACGGAAUCUGUAUAAUAAUUUCACGACUCAACCGGUGCAGGCGAAUGGAACAGGCUCGAAGCAGUGGAACUCAUCGACGGAGCAGAUUAUUAUGGGCGGAGCCGCGACUGGAAAGAAUUUCCACAAUCUGUGGAUGUUCUACAUGAUCUUUACUAAGUUGCAAGGAUUUAUAGCUUUCUAUUGGAUAUUCGUGUCGUACACGAUAGCUUAUAAUACAGUUAUGUUUGACGUCAGUUAUGGCUAUUCUACCUUUUGGUUUAUGACGGCGGGAUCUUUGUUGGGUAUUCUUGCGAUGAUAGUAUUGAGUCCCAAGAUAGUGUUUGUUGGUGCAUCCGUCCUCCAUACAGUUGGACUAAUUUUGGCAAUAGCUUUCUAUUCAACGGAUUCCGGGACAACACACGUAGGUGCAUCACUUUUGGUGUUUUACAUAUUUAUUGGAGCAUCCCUGGUCAUACCAGCGAUCAAUAUUUUGGAAGUGUCCUCUUUGAACUUCAACGAGUCUUUUCUGGCGAUUGGAUCAAUUUUGGAGUUGAUAGGAAUCGCAUUGUUGCAGUACUUUGCGGUCACUGAUGAAAGGCUAUUUGGGCUUGACUCGGCUUCCAUCAUAGCCGAUGACCAUAAAGAAGUCAUUGCGGCACAUUUUAUUUCAAUGAUCGUACUCAGCGUGCUUUUGCAAGUUAUCGUUCUUUGGCACAUGCCCAAUACCUACAAACUAUCACUGGCCGAAAUCAAGUCUGACAUGAGUAGAAUGACAUCAUACUUCGCAUUCAGAAGAAUGAUGGUUCCAAUAACUCAACAUACAGGAACGACCCGAACGUUUGCCGAGAGCGUGACCUCAGAACAGCCGGAUGCCGAUGAAAAUCAGUUGAGCACAAGAAAUGGUCAUUUGGCCACACGGUACAAUGAGCAAAGUAAUGACAAUACUGACCGACAGAGUCCAUAUAACGAUUUCUCUGAACCCAGAUACAACCGGCAAACCAUGAUGGUUAAUCGCGCACAAUCCCCUGUGAUUGAACAAGAAGACCCAUAUCUACAAGAGCAGCUCCAACGUCAACACGAACGCAAUUACAUACAUUCGAGACAGCAACACUAUCAAUACCAACCACGCGAGUCAGAGUCCCAGCAAUACAGUUAUCGUCCCGAAAGACAUUCCGACUACCGGCAAUCUCGCUACAUGCCAGAACCAGACGACUACCCUCAAGAGCGAAUCAGCGACAACCAGCAAUCCCGAUAUAACCCGCCACUCCUGUCGCGUCACCAGUAUUACGAAGAGUACAGCCAGGCCCGCAGUCAGCAAGCCCCUACACCGCAACCGAAACCGCUCCCACUCCGGCAACCUUCCAGCACGCCAUCCGACAGUCAAUCCCCGGUACCGAGUCUGAUCCGUCGAUCGGCCAACCCCUCGGCAACGGUAAAAUCCGAACCCGGCUACGUCGCCCGACCUCGGCUUGUCACGCAGAAAAGUGAAGCCGCCCCUGCCCCACCACCACUACCGCCGGCGGAUUACCUCACCAAGUCCCUGCCGCGGAUCAGACCGGACCGGCAGCAAUCCCGGGAAAGUAUCCACCCGGUGCUGAUACCGAAACCAUCCAAGCAGGAAGAGGAGAUCGUGCCCGGGGUGGAGUACUCGCACAAUCUAAGGCCGUCCGAGUUCCUGCGGCAGACGCGGCAGUCGGAGCUGAUCCGCGCGUCGCAGGUUUUGUCGUAGGGUAUCGAAGUCGAAGCGAUUAGGGUAAGGGCAAUUUUACAGUAUAAAUAAUAUGAUUAAAAUAG